Messenger RNA from Python bivittatus (Burmese python), 1504 nucleotides. The record is from RefSeq and is a predicted model, not a curated record. NCBI's taxonomy places the organism in Eukaryota, Metazoa, Chordata, Lepidosauria, Squamata, Pythonidae.
UUUCUAAAUUUAUGUUGUUUUCCUACCAGGCAGAGUCAAGGGAGAUGUCACAAAAAAGCAGGAAUGCAUUUGAACAUAUGCAUGAUGUACUACAUGAAAGGGAGUACCUUUGCUUGGGUCAGCUGAGAGAUCUGGAGAAAGAGAUUGAGAUGCUGGAAGAAGAAAACGCUGUUAAUCUGCCAGAAAAGAUUGCCUGCCAAGAGAAGUUGAUUUCAGAGAUGCAAAAAAAGCUAUGUCAAUAUCCGUUUGAAUUCUUACGGGAUAUCAAAAAUAUACUAAGAAGAUAUGAAAAGAAAGAGGGUCACGUGGUGAACACUUUUUCUGAGCUAGAAGAAAGACUCAAAAUUUACUCACAGAGAAAUUCUUCUCUAGAAGAGGUCAUGAAACACUGUCGAGAUUCUUUGAAACAAGUCCUCACCAAAGAAAGUGUGACCCUGGAUCCAGAUACAGCAUACGUAUAUCUCAUUGUGUCUGAGGAUCUGAAAAACGUGAGAUGGGCUGCCCAAAAACAGGAUCUGUCAAUGAAUCCUCUCCGAUUUCACCUGGAUCCAUUAGUACUAGGUUGUGAAAGAUUCAGCUCAGGAAGACAUUGGUGGGAUGUGAAGAUAGAGGUGAACAUGGAGGAGGAAGAGAUAGAAUGGGCUCUAGGGGUUGCACAAGAGUCUUUCAGAUAUAAAGGGGAUGGGAUCCCCAGCCCUCAGAAAGGGGUCUGGGCUGUAGGAAUGAAUAAGAUCCUUUCUGACCAUGGCUCACUGAAAGAAUCAUCUCAACUUUUUUCCUAUGCUUUCACGUUCCCUCAGUGGACCCAUUUAACUGAACAACCUUUGCCUGGGAAGAUCCGAGUAUCCUUGAAUUAUGAAAAACGUUAUGUGAAAUUUACAGAUGCCUAUUCAGACACACUGAUCUUUACUUUUAAUGCUGUUUGUUUUUCUGGGAAGAAGAUCAGACCAUUUUUCUGGGUAGGGCGUGCUGUGAAUAUGAAAUGCUGAAUUUUGGGGAGAAUCUGCAUCAACCCAUUUGGACAACUUAGAAAGUUAACGGCUUGUGAGUCUGGAUUUUGUAGUUUUUGAAUCCUGAGGGCCUCACCAAAUUUAGAAGUCCAUACAUACGUGAGGACGUCUAGGCACACACAUCGCACCCAUACACCUUCUCUAUCCAUUCAUUCAUAGACACAUAUUUGUUAUACAAUCUCUGGGAAGAUGAUUGACCAUGCUCAGGAUAAAUGUCCUUCCACUCCUAGAGCAGUCUAUCCUUAGGAACAUGGUGACUGCCAAAAGACACAAGUGAGGGAUUGUCCACCUCUGUUCAAGCUAAACUGUGAAAGCCAAGGCAUACGCGUAGCCCUUUUGCUAUCUCCCCAGCUAGUCCAAUACUGUAUACUCUUGGGGCUCUGAAAACAGGCCUAGGUUUUUUUUGCAGGGCUUGAGGAGGACAAGUAUCUUCAAUUUUUUUAAUGGAGAGUAGCAUACUUGUUUUAUAAAUAAAUGUGUACAAUUUUGUCAGG